Ceratosolen solmsi marchali is the source of this 2145-nucleotide messenger RNA. RefSeq names its product Rac GTPase activating protein tumbleweed (gene tum). Gene Ontology annotation, molecular function: GTPase activator activity. The record is from RefSeq and is a predicted model, not a curated record. Gene Ontology annotation, cellular component: midbody; centralspindlin complex; cleavage furrow. The transcript is spliced from 9 exons. Lineage: Eukaryota; Metazoa; Arthropoda; Insecta; Hymenoptera; Agaonidae. Gene Ontology annotation, biological process: mitotic spindle midzone assembly; mitotic cytokinesis; Rho protein signal transduction. The coding region runs from base 198 to 2111 and encodes 637 amino acids.
GGUGCGAUUCGAAUGUCGGGUGAGAUUCUCUCGCGCAAACGUUCGUUGGUAGCGUUGUCCCUGUCACAACGGAUGUUUUUCAAUUCGGCGAGACGCGAGAGCGCGAAACGAUUGUUGUCGGCAUUUUAAUGCGAAGGGUAAACGUGAUUAAAGUAAGUUUUGAAAUAGUUGGUUAAGCGAAGGACGCGACGACGAGGAUGUCAACGUCUCUGUCGAUUUUAGCGAGCCACGACGAGCUCGUACGCUGCACGAAUGUCCUUGUCAACGGUUCUUGCGAAGGAGAAUUCCUUCAGUUUGCUAUUAAUCAAGAAGAAAUGAGACAAAAAUGGCUGGCUUCUGUACAAGAAUGUCAGCGCUUACACUCGACUUUAGAAAAGGCUCAUCACGAAGCAGCUGAUUUGGAUCGUAAACUUAGUCAUGCCAGAAGAUUGUUGGAUGAGGAGAAGAGAAGAAGGAGGCUUGCGGAAGAGCAACGUAAUUCAUGUGAGCGACAGAUUACAUUAGUCAGAGAUCUGUUAUUAAACGAUGGAGGUAGAAAUCUAAAUGAUGAAACUAGAGAAAAGCUGCAAUUUCUAAAUAACACAACUCUCAAUGGGCGACAUAAUUCAAUCCACUCAAAAGAUCCACUUCAAGACAAACUAAAUACAAUAACGGAGCUGGACUCCACUGGUUCGCUGCUGAGCGACCUUAGCUGCUUCUCCAAAUCCGAGGACGAUCUGGAUACGAGCAUUAUACUCCAACAGAAUCAGAAAAAGCGGGAAUGGAAGGAACAUCGACCUAGUGGAGAAUAUGUGAUUAAAAAGAAACGCCGCAGUGCCUUGCAGAAAACCGUCGAACUGAACAACUCAGACAGGAUAGUGGCGACGACGACGGUAGUGAUGCCAAAGGAGGGCACGAUAACCGCUUCGUCAGUUAUCGAAACCAUACCUGCAGAUGAAAAUAAAGAUCCUCAGCAAAAUUCCUCGGUACAAAGCAGCUCUCGUAAAAGGCGAAAGAGCGGCGAACGCAACAGUAAAUCGAAGAGCCAAGAUGUAACACCCACUCCAUCAGCGCCAAAAGCAGAGACAGUGUCGUCUAAUUCUGAUUCUGAAAAUGUAUUUAAGCCUAGUCCAAAUAUUGGUGGCUAUACAAUAAAUUCUAAAUCUUCAAGAACUCAUAGUUUUAUUGGAAAGACCGUUAUAAAACCCGAAAUCUGCAUCCCAUGUGGUAAAAGGUUACGCUUUGGUAAAGCCGCCAUUAAAUGUAAAGAUUGCAGGGCAGUAAGUCAUUUAGAAUGUAAACAUCUUCUGCCACUUCCAUGCAUUCCUACAGGAAAUACGCCCACUCUUCGCGGAAUAUCGGGAACAAUAGCUGAUUACACACCAAUAAUCCCACCAAUGGUGCCAUCCCUCGUCGUACACUGCAUAAACGAAGUCGAGCUCCGAGGCAUGAUGGAACAGGGCCUGUACCGCGUUAACGGCGGCAUGGCCGAGGUCAAAUGUCUGAAAGAGAAAUUUCUGAAAGGUCGAGGUGCGCCAAACUUAUCGGAAGUUGACGUCACCACGAUCUGCUCGACUCUCAAGGACUUUUUACGCACCUUAAAGGAGCCACUUAUUACCGUCGGCCUUUGGGCUGAUUUUGCCCGAGCGACUUUCAUCGCAGAUAAGCAGGAUGCCGACGCGGCAUUGUAUCAGGCUAUCUCGGAAUUACCGCAGCCCAAUCGAGAUACACUCGCCUUUCUAAUAUUGCAUUUGCAGAGAGUCUCCAGCACCCCAGAAUGCAAAAUGCCCAUCACCAAUCUCGCCAAGGUUUUCGGACCUACUUUGGUUGGAUACAGCUGUCAACAUCCAUCACCUUCGUCAAUGCUUGCAGAAACGAAAAAUCAAGUAGCCAUUGUUGAAAAUUUACUGAGGAUACCAUCGGAUUAUUGGGCAAACUUUGUCAAUCCUGAGCAUCUGAGUGAUAUCGGUACACCAAAGCAUUCGGAACUAAGACAUACACCAUCCACGGAAUCCUUGUUAAAGCGUAAUGCUUCGCGAGGAUUCUUUCAUACUCCACUUAGCUCGUCAAAAUCGUUCAUGAGGAAGAAUCGAAAAUAUUUUGCAACUCCACCAUCAAAACAAAUUUAUUGACAAAAUUGAUUGUAAUUAGAUAUAAAAUUAUUUU